CGACCGCCUCCGCAAACUCUCAGCACUUGAUCUACUCAACCCGGCCCUCGCAGCCUCGACUCGUCUCCUGUAACCUGCACGCGCAGACCGCAGCCCGCAUAUGAGUCUCGCUCGCUGCUGCUGCUGCUGCUGCUGUCGUUGUUGCCGCCGCUGAUUAUGCCCUCAUCCCGCCGCCUUCCCCAGCUGUCGAGUCCUGGCUCGCAUGUUGCACAUCGCAUCCCCGAGCGAACUGCUGCAGCAUAGCGUGCAGCCGCCGUUUCUGCCGCCCUAAGCCCAAGCAAGCCACAGGCGUGUAAAGCUGCUGUUCGCUCCUGCUGUCUCCAACGCCGUUGCUGCUAUAGCCGCACCGUUGCCUGCUGCACUGCACCGCACCUGCUGCCACGACGUAAGCGCUGCCUCACCGCGGCGCUGCUACACGGUCGUCGAUGCCAUGGCCGACGACGACCGCAACACCGCUUAUCGAUCCUCGCCGCCGACCCACUGGACGCACUUUCCGACACAUCCUCACUCCCAUCACGGCACGCCCGCCCAGGAGUAUCAGGGCUUCAACUUCGCCUCGCCUCAGCUGCCCAUGGAACCCAGUGCCUUCGCCAGCGGGAUGCACCAACGGCCAAUGCACCACCAGCUGCAACCGUUGGUGACCGGCAUGCCGCAAUGGCCUUCGAUGCUGAACCGUCAAGGCCCGGCUUCCUACCCACCCAUCUAUCAACAGCCCGUCCAGCCUCUUCAACCGAUGUCCGCCGGACCCUUACUGACACCUGUGUCGGCAACAUCGACUCGAUCGACUUCGACACCGCGCAAAACUCUGACUGACCUGGACCGAAAGCGCAUGUGUCAAUAUGCAGAGGAGCACCCGAACAGCAAACAGACCGAGAUUGGAGCAAUCUUCGGCGUUGAGAGAAGCACCGUCUCCAAAGUCUUGCGACAAAAGGAGAAGUACCUCUUUCAGGACGAUGGCAGUCGAUCGCCCGUGAAGCGGGCGAAAGGACGGUCUCCUGACAUUGAGCGUGCUCUUGCUGUGUGGGCGAAGAAUCAGGAGAAGAAGGGGAAUCCUCUUUCCGAUGACAUGAUACGGGCUCAGGCGCGCGCAUUUGCUGCGACAACGACGAGUCCAGAUAACCAUGUCACGCUAAGUUCGAGCUGGAUAGAAAAGUUCAAGCUCAAGAACAACUUGAUGGGCGCGCGGUCGCGUAAGGCGUCACUCGCGCCCGAUGACGCCGACUUUGGAGCUGCAGUAUCCUCUUCCUCACACACUCCGGGCGACACCUCCCCAAUAUCGCCUUCUGGGCUGGGUUCACCGUCACCAAUCGACCUGCAACGGGUGCAGAGCCAGGAAAGUCUUAAGAACGAAAGUCCAGACGAUUACAUCGACUUUGGCAACCACAGGCAUGGUGUAUUCCACAGUCAGAGCACGACCUCACUGAACAGCGCCUUCACCGACACAGCGCCGUCUUCGUUUUCACCGGGACCGCUCAGUCCCGGUACAUCACCAUUUUUCACGCCCGAUUCCGGAACGGCACCUUCACCUUUUAUACCCACACCCCAUUCGCGACCGAUCGUAGCCGUGCCGUCGAACUCCAGCUCCCACCGACCGCGAAGCCAGACUUUUCCGCGCAUAGACCAGUAUUCGAGCUCGCCGGGAGAUGCAGCGACGCCUAAGUAUACUACCAAUGGAUCGACACUCGAUUCACCGAUGGAAGAGCCCCCUGAUCCGCUGAUCAGCCUUGAUGAGGCCAUGGCUCUACACAAUGGCUCGAACACAACGAUACAUCCGGCCUCGAUGUCGAACGAUCACAACAGUAUGGGACCACCUCCUCUCCCGCCGCACAUCGACUCGUCCAGUCGACGCGGUUCAACGAAGUCUGGAGUCGCGACUUCUCCCGAAGAAGCUCGCCAGGCACUUCAGAUCGUUCUCGCCUUUUUCGAACAACAGCCACAAGGAUUUCUCGACUUGAAUGAGAGCAUUACCAUUGGCAAGUUGAUGGAGAAGCUAAAAAUACAGUCAUCACACCCUUCGCAAGGCAACGCCAAUGGCAGUUGAUCCGAUCUGCUGCAACCUAGUCUUUUCUUUCACUUCUGACAACCCCGUCUCCGCUGAACAGAUUCAGCAGAAGCAGUUCCACGUUUACGUUUCUCCAGCUUGUAUAUCUUGCACAGCUUUUAUCUCGGUUUUCACAGCGCGCGAUUUGACUAUUUAUGCAUUGACGGGAACUGGUAAAUAUGGGACACAUGAGCACAGCACGAUAUAUCUUUUGCGCGUUAGGGAAGAAGGGGUUAAGAGACCACCACAAAAAUUUCUUCGUCAACUACGCAGAGACACAGGGGAUCUAAGUCCGCUCGCGCGGCUAUCAUCAAACGAGAGGAGGAAAUCUUUCGGAUUAUACUGUAUUGUUAUGUUUUUGCAUUGACUGCCUUUGGAGCGAGAGGGAGAGUGAGCGAGCGAAAAAAGUAGCUCGAGCCGUCGAUGGAGACGGAAGACAGGAGACAGAAGAAAGAAUGCACCG
This is a messenger RNA of Cercospora beticola, 2504 nucleotides long. RefSeq lists its product as uncharacterized. The record is from RefSeq and is a predicted model, not a curated record. Gene Ontology annotation, molecular function: DNA binding. NCBI's taxonomy places the organism in Eukaryota, Fungi, Ascomycota, Dothideomycetes, Mycosphaerellales, Mycosphaerellaceae.